This is a messenger RNA of Cotesia glomerata, 1328 nucleotides long. RefSeq lists its product as uncharacterized. Gene Ontology annotation, biological process: proteolysis. Gene Ontology annotation, molecular function: serine-type endopeptidase activity. The record is from RefSeq and is a predicted model, not a curated record. Bases 358 to 1251 code for a protein of 297 amino acids. The transcript is spliced from 4 exons. NCBI's taxonomy places the organism in Eukaryota, Metazoa, Arthropoda, Insecta, Hymenoptera, Braconidae.
CCAUAACCUGUUAAAUACGUUAAUUUUGCAAUGCCUAUGACUUAAAAACUAACCGACCAAUUGAUCCGAUUAUUUGUAACUUGACGGCAAUUGGCAACCCAAAAAUCCGAGCCCAUAACCUGUUUCUUAGUGUAUCAACACGUGCCAACUAAAAGUUAAACCUCAAUUAGAGGUUACGGUUAAUGAUAGUGAUAGAAAAUAACAUAAUUGUUAUACUUAUAAAAGAGUGCAGGUAAGUAAGCAGAUAACAAAAUUGCUACGAGUGAAGAAAGCUAUUUACCGUCAGUAGUUGAAUAUCUAAGUUGUUCAUGAGUGGAUUGUUAAUAUUUAUCGUUAAAUAAAUAAAUUUUGUUGAAAAUGAAUUAUUUAAAGUUAUGGAAAGUAAAAGUAUUAAUAUCCUUUUUGAUAUUGAUAGAAAGUUGUCUUUGUUGUCAAGUUCUAACAGAUCGUUCAAUAAAAGAAGUACUUGAAGAAAAUUAUAAAUCACCUUGGUUGGUUUUAAUUGUCGAUGUGACUUUAGGACCGAUUAAGACUCCAGGACUUGCAGCCCCGGCCUACGGAUCGCUAAUACACCAGAGAUUAGUGCUAACAGCUGGUUAUCCUUUAGCUAAUUCGCAACCAAAAAACUUAGAAGUCUGGGCAGAUUGCAGAGAAGAGAACGGGAGGAGAACCUGUAUUACUGAGAAAGUAUUAUGGAUAGUCGAUUCCAGUAAAACAAAGAAAAAGGAAAAAACCAUCGAGGAUUGGGAUGUUUUGAUGUUAGAUGAACCAUUUGUCUUAAGUGAUAGGAUAAAUGUUAUUGGUUUGGCUAACAGUGAUGAUAAUUAUGACAAAACUUGUCAGAUUUAUCACUGGCAAAUAGUCGCUACAUUCGAUCAUUUACCACAAGGACCUAUAAAACGCGACGCGGUGUUGCAUUUUUCUUACAAUGUGACACUGAAUAACGAUGAAUUUAAAGUAACCGAAGAAGGAAUUAUCCAGAUGAAUGACGAUUUAGAUUGUCUAAUUGAACCUUGCUUUGAUUACACUGCCAAUAUUCCGACAAAACGAAUUAGUUUCAUGGGAAGUCCGAUUGUCUGUCAGCAUGAAGACGGAAGGCCACUUCAAGUUGGUUUCGCGACUAUUGUUACCGAGGUCCUAGGCAAUGAAGGUGAUCAGCAAGCUAGAAUUCAAAAGGGUAGUUUUGUCAGGUUACUUGACGAUACUGAAAAGUACUUAAAUCCUAUUAUCGAUAUACAAGCCAAUGAAUAAUGAACUAAUUACUUGUAAUUAUUCGUUAAAAAUGCUCCAGUGUAGUAACAAUGAAUAAAAAUGUUCAAUAUUAAAAA